GUCAAUGAUACACACUAUCGAUAAAAGCUCCCCGAGUAAUAGGGAAAAAUUCACAUUUUUCCAUUUCCAAUUUUGAAAUUUCCGCGACUAAAAAACACCCCCUCUAACUGUUUUUAGCAAAGUAAAAGCUCUAAACCAGGUGAUUAUCCCUAAUAUAAUAAAAAAGCUCACAUUACGAGCUUUAUACUUAAACUAAAAACAAUUUUAUAAUUUCCUUACUAUUCACAAGACCAUUGAUAAAAAUAAGAUGAAAGAGAGAAAGAGAAUGAUAGAUAUAGAGAGAGAUGGGCCUCGAGAGGGUAGUUUCUGCCCAUAAUUUUUGACCUGCUGCCGCCUCGGCCGCUUUAGAAAAUUUCUUAGAAACAUAUCCGUAGCUUCGCAAUUUUAAAAGCUGCAACUUCCUUAUGGUCCUUAGGGGUUGCUCCAUUUCUCCCCUCUCCAAACUCCCACCCCGCGGUGGGGGUAAGUGCGUUACGUUGGCCUAGGUUAGGUCAACCCUCGUGCGUCUCGAUUUACAUUCAGUAGAAUUUCUAUGGUCAAAUGUGAAGCAUGUGUGCAGAUCCGUCAUUCACCGAACAACUUACACUCACGCAACUCAACAAGCGAGUGAUAACAACACGUUAUUAUCAUUAGAGAAAGUUUCCUUCUUUAUUUUUGUAAUGAAAGCUUGUGGUAGUGUCAUCCGCGGAAAGCUCGAUCACUUCAUGAAACCGGCGAUUUCCCGACGAUAUGCCGCUUUUACAGGAAAAUAAAACUGAUGAUAUUUUUACGAAUCGGGACAAAAUGAAAGUGGAAUCGGACGACACGUCGUUAAAAUCCUCUCUAACUUCUGUAGCAUUCCCGUCGUUCCCGAAUGCAGGAAUAUUUACCCCGUCCCAGAUACUGAUGGCUAGUCAAUUAAUGGCAGCCUCCGGUCUGGGACUUCCGGCCAAUCCGGCAUUUUUUCAUCCCGGACUAUUCACUACAACCACUUGGCCCAUUAGCUCACCCCCCUCGCCCCCGAACAGUGCCGAACAGGUCUCGCCGGCCUUCAAGUCGAGAAAAAACAACAACAACAACGUCGUGAGUAGUAGUAGUUCAGAUGUUAAAACUACAAAAAGAAAAGCCGCGAGAAAAAUCGAGGAGGAGGCGAUGCCUCUCAGUCCUCCCAUGUCCACGUCGUCGCCUCCGUCCAGUACUGCCGACCUCGGCGUUAAAGAUAACAGAGAUAAACAGUUCACUUGUGGCGUAUGCAAGAGGUCCUUCGGCUACAAACACGUCCUGCAAAAUCACGAAAGGACUCACACGGGAGAGAAACCGUUUGAAUGUCCGGAAUGCCAUAAAAGGUUUACCAGAGACCAUCAUUUGAAGACCCAUAUGAGGCUGCAUACUGGCGAGAGGCCGUAUCACUGCGACCAUUGCGAUAGACAUUUCGUGCAGGUGGCGAAUUUGAGGCGUCAUCUUCGAGUGCAUACGGGCGAGCGCCCGUACGCAUGCGAGCACUGUCAAGCGCGAUUCUCGGACUCUAACCAGCUGAAAGCUCAUCUUCUAAUUCACACAGACGAAAAACCGUUUUCUUGCGAAAAAUGUCACACAAGGUUUCGUCGAAGGCACCAUCUUCUUCAUCACAAGUGCGGUGUAACAACGAUUUCUUCAGACAAAGAGCCGAGUCCCGAUCCUUCCGAGAUCCACGAAGACGAUCAUCUUCAUCCAUCCCGAAAUAUCCUAAGAGUCCCUAUCGAACCCCUCCUAACCUUCCCCCUUACUGUUAAUCUUCCCGAACAAACGGAACCUGAAGAUUUAAGUAUGACCACGGGACUGCAUUCACACAGCAGCGGGGAAUCGACGAGGUCCCGAUCGCCGCCGAGUUCUAAGGACGACAUGGAAGACGACGAGGAGCUGCCGCGGGAAACAACGUCCCUUUUUCUAAAACAUACAUCUACGAUGCCUCCCAUGUCCCACUCCUAGUCCUGUCACGAACUGUAGUUGAAAGGUAAUAAAUAAUAAACUUUUUCAAAUUCAUAUUACGGGUACCUCGAGUCAAUGUUUUCAGGGAUUAUUAUUCAAUACAUGUACGUAUUCCUUUAUUGUUCCGAUAAGUUUUCCGUUUAAUUAUUAUUUUUUUUUUGUAGAAAUUUAUAUUUUAUAAAGUUAUUAUCGUAUAAUCUAUCAAUCUGGUGUGCGAGUUCCUGUGUCAUAAUAGACAAAUGACAAUGUUUACGAUUGUUUUAAGCAUUUGUUUCUUUUUAUUGUUCAGACUCACUUAAUAAUAAUAAUAGGAAACAAUCAAAAACGCGUUUCUUUUAUUAAAAAACUUCCAAACUUCUUUUAUUUUUCCUUUCAAUCAUUCAUACGUGUAGUAUAUUGUAUCGACCGAUUUAUAUUUAAUCGAUAAGGGUAUGCAUAAGUAAUAGAUUAUUAUUAUUUGAUUUUAAAGGAUGAUAUAACCGGUGAGAUAUUCUUAACUUUAAACAUAUUCAUUUAUUUACCUAAUAUAUAUAUAUUAGUAGACGUAGCCUUUAUUAGUUUCUUUAGAAAGUUAAACUUUCUUAAAAAUUUCUAUUCGGCAAUAAAAUAUCGGUUCUACGAGUAACAAAAGUCCUUUUUUCUACCUGCUCCAUAUAAAAUAUCACAAUUGUAUUGUAUUUGCUCUGGUUUCGGACGGACUGGUUUGCAUAUUGUCGCAAAAUCGUAAAUUACAAGGUUAUAAACAACCCCCUAAAAGACCUUGUCCACAAAAGGCAUUGUAUUUCGUCAUUGUAGCAGCAGAAAUGUUUCGGGAGUCAUUUCAAAAAUUUGCAUCUAGAAUUGCAUGGAACCGUUACACUUUCGUGUCGAUUUCUUGGAAGGAAGUCGUUCAAAGGACAAAAAUAUGAGAAACGAAAGAAUUUUUCGUUUUUGGUUUCGCUACCUCUAUUUCUUUCGGGUACUUUCCCUUCUACAUCAAUUUAAAUUGCUUAUUAUUAAUUUUGAAUUUUUCGUUGAGAACCCGUGUCAAGUAACGCAAGAACCUGUUCAGAAACAUGUUUCAUUAAAAGACGUUUUCAGGUAUCAAUUUUUUUAACGGUUUACGUAACAAUUAUCCUUAAUACGAUAUUUUAUACUUGCCUGUACAUUCUAGUUAUUAAUGCCUACAUAAUAUGAAACGGUCUAGAUUUAUACUUUUUAAAAAACAAUCGCUGCCGAUUUUCGUUUUUCUAAUAACAAAACAAGAACGUUUUUGAUUGUUUCCUGUGUUAACGUAAAAAAAAAUAGAAGAAACCUUAUUGUAAAUAUCUCUAUAUUUUUGUAGGUUUAAGGCCACAAUGAUUAUUAUUUAUAUAAAAAAAGUGUUGUAUCGAUAUUCUUUUUAUUGUUAUCUUGUGCUGUAUUGUUAUUAUUUUAUUUAGUAUCUACCGAAAUUGCUUGAAAAUGACCCAUCUAAUAUCGUAUAAUAGUAAUAAUAAUCCGGUUUUGUCGAUUAGAAUUUUAAUUCGUAUGUAAUAAUUAAAUGUACAUUCAAAACCUUUUGAAAAACUUCUUACCAAAGAAACUGGUCCCGAAUAUUCUUAUAUUCUACGUCAAUGGUUGGAAUGAGUUACCUGAACUUGAAUAUUCUAGUGAGAUAGCUUCACCGCGAAUAUUUUUAUUUAGUACAUUUUAAUGUUUGUUACGUUUAAUAUGUCGUUAUAAGUUAGGAAUUUUUUCAACAAAUGUACAAAUGUCUACCUCCUGUUUGUAAAUUGCGAUAGUAAACUUUUACCUAACAGUUUCACCUGAUAAACUGACCGAUAAGACUGAUUUUUAAUAGAGAAAAAAAAAUAAGAAAAAUAAUAACCAUAGCUAUGACAGAAUACACGUUGUAUUAAUUAGUGAAUAAAAGAGAUCCAUGUGAAUCAAUUUUUUUGUAAAUAAUAUCUAUUAAUUAAUAAUAACGAUAACGAUACGUAAAUGUUUUAUGGUGUUUUCUACCUCAACGAUUAUUAUUAUUAUUACUUAUCUAUCUACAUAUUUUAUCAAAUGAUAAUGAUGUAACGUUUUGACGAAAAUCUUACACGCGCCAAGCAAAAGAGGAAUUUAAUUUUUAGGGUUUCCUGGCCGUAAUUCCCCGAAAAUUCUUUCGGGGCUUCUUUGACCUCCGCGAGAUCAAAUAACGAAAAUUUUUUUAUCGUAACGUAAGAAGAUUCGACCGGUUCGUGGGGGGAAACCCCCCAAACAUUGGGUAAGAUUUCGUCGAAAAAGCUGAUCUCCUAUAUUAAUCGUCUUUAAUUUUUAAUCUCUUUACCGAAUGCCCUUGAAUAAAUGUACCUACGACACAAUGGCGUUAUCAACACGUACAUAUGUGAUCACGUGACCCGGUUGAUGAACGAAAA
Messenger RNA from Agrilus planipennis (emerald ash borer), 4331 nucleotides. It is a transcript of the gene Kr, whose product is annotated as protein krueppel-like. Bases 730 to 1947 code for a protein of 405 amino acids. Lineage: Eukaryota; Metazoa; Arthropoda; Insecta; Coleoptera; Buprestidae. The record is from RefSeq and is a predicted model, not a curated record. Gene Ontology annotation, cellular component: nucleus. The transcript is spliced from 5 exons.